This is a messenger RNA of Paramuricea clavata, 177 nucleotides long. The record is from the annotation of a GenBank genome assembly. NCBI's taxonomy places the organism in Eukaryota, Metazoa, Cnidaria, Anthozoa, Malacalcyonacea, Plexauridae.
AUGGCAGUAAAUGCACGAACUGACUAUGGUCUUACAAAUGGUGCUAGUAAUGUUCUGAAGUUAAUUCAUUUAAGAGAUGAAAGCAAACCAUCUGGUCUUGUUUGGGUCCAGUUUGACUAUGAAGAUGUUGGCAAAAAGACCAACAGGAAAACAGCUAGGAAUCUUUACUCUAUCUAG